This is a messenger RNA of Momordica charantia (bitter melon), 1538 nucleotides long. Its product is annotated as elongator complex protein. Lineage: Eukaryota; Viridiplantae; Streptophyta; Magnoliopsida; Cucurbitales; Cucurbitaceae. Gene Ontology annotation, biological process: tRNA wobble uridine modification. Gene Ontology annotation, molecular function: tRNA binding. Gene Ontology annotation, cellular component: elongator holoenzyme complex; nucleus; cytosol. The record is from RefSeq and is a predicted model, not a curated record.
CCGUGUGUGUGUGUCUCUCUAUCUCUCACAUUUCCGGAGUCUAUUUUCAGCAUAUGGUCACCCGGAGAUUUCCCGCCCCUCCCUGAAACUCUUCUUUUCUUCAAAUUGAGUCCAAGUUGUUCCUGAAUUCAGUAGUUGAAGUUGUUCAAUCGUCGACAACAAUGGCGGAAUCUAUUUGCAGAGCACUUAGGGACGGCGCGUUGGAGGGAGAGCUUGCCCCUGCUCUCACUAUAAAGGACUCCAUGGAUUCGCCAUUCGGUUUUCACGCCUUUGCUCACCUUCUUGCGCAGCUCUCCAUCAAUAUCUUGGCGGGUAAAUCGCAGUCUCGGGGCCUCGUUCUACUCGCGUUCUCUCGAAGUCCGGCUUAUUAUGUCGACCUGUUGAAGAAGAGAGGAGUUGAUGUUGGGUCGUCUGAUAAGUGGAUUCAAAUUUUGGACUGUUAUACAGAUCCUCUUGGUUGGAAAGAACGGUUAAUGGAGGGUGAAAAAGUUUCAAAUGUUCACCAAGAAGUUUCAUCUUUAUCUAAUCUUUGUACAAAUGUGAGGGAUAUGGAUAAACUAUUCUCCUCGAUUGUUGCACUUGGAAAAGCAGGAUUUGUUGGAGAAGGAACUGUACGCUUUUGUGUUGCCAUAGAUUCUGUAACUGAUAUGUUGAGACAUUCAUCUACAUCAGCAGUUGCAGGUCUUUUAAGCAGCCUUCGGAGCAAUGAUAAGGUUUCAAGUACAUUUUGGUUGGUACAUGAAGAUCUUCAUGAGGAAAGGGUGAUAGCUGCUCUUGAAUAUAUGUCCUCCAUUGUGGCAUCAGUUGAGCCAUCGACUCCAUCCCCAUAUGUGCAUAGAGGCAAUCUGGACAACUCCUAUCCCGAACACAACUCUACAAAUGGGAGGUUUCAUGUGCGCUUUAAACGCAGAAAUGGACGUGUCCGAAUCAUUUGUGAAGAUUUCAAAGUUGAGCACUCAGGCAUCAUCAAAUUUACGUCCAUUUUAUCUGAAGAUGCAAUCAUCAAUCAAGGACUUAUUCCAAAGGUCCAUUUCAAUCUACAGUUGUCAGAGAAAGAGCUAAUGGACAGGGCAAAAGUUGUUCUUCCUUUUGAGCAUCAAGGAAAUGGCAAACCGAUACAAAUAUACGAUGGGCGAAGAUCUCUUACCGAAAGCAAAGAAGACGACAAACCCCUCCUGACCAGUGAGAAAGGCAAGGAUGAAGGAUCAGGAAAGGGUGAGAUCGUAUAUUUCCGCGAUUCAGACGAUGAGAGGCCAGAUUCUGAUGAAGACCCAGACGAGGAUUUAGACAUAUAAUUUUGAUCAUCCAUUUUCAGAGGUAGAAAGCUUUGUCCCUUCUCUAUCUUUUUGUAAUUGAAAAUGUGUAUUACUAGUUUGUAUUUAAGGACUUUUUUUUUCAACCAUAUGAAUAUUUAAGGGAUGCAUUUAUCAGUUUUCAAGGAUUUGUUUUCAUUAGAAAYCAACGUAAAUCCUUUAUCGACGAAGAACCAAACUCGUAGAUCGAAAAUCAGAAGGAAUCGACCAAUAGAAUUUAUUCUA